Molecule: messenger RNA, 1938 nt
Organism: Diachasma alloeum
Lineage: Eukaryota; Metazoa; Arthropoda; Insecta; Hymenoptera; Braconidae
Product: UPF0193 protein EVG1 homolog
Exons: 5
Coding region: 1221-1904 (227 amino acids)
Source: RefSeq, a predicted model, not a curated record
GCGAUUGAAUAGACAACAAUAUUGAAUUAUCUGAAAAUAACAUCACUUUGGAGUUUCUGUGCAGUGUGUCAAUUACGAGAAAUGAUCAUUUGAUUAAUGAGUGUUGAGGACAGUUCGAAGGAGACACUGAAGAGUCAAGGACACAGUGAACAUUGAACAGAGUGUGGAUCUCGUAUGUAUUAUUCGGUGAAAUAAUAUCUUGUGUGCAGUUUAAUGACAGAGUGUAAACUAGUUGGAAACUAGAUUCGUUGAGGGAGGAAUAAGAGGUCCUAUUGCCAAAUAUUCUGAGAUUGCGCUGGUAACAGGAGUUGUAACGAUGCCCAUUAAUUAGGCAUAGAUUAUUAGGGGUACGAGCCCCACCCACAGUUUAUAAACAAAUAGUCAUCGAUAUUACCAAAUUGAUUUUCACCAGGCUGAAGGAACAUAAUCAAGUGCAUAGUAAUUAAUUUAAUUUGAUCCGGUGAAUUUUAUCAGAAUGUCUCGUAGUCUACUCUCAAGAGGACACGUCAGUCAUAUAUAAUUGAAUUUUCAUUCUUCAGUCGCAAAUAAAUCGAUUGAAACUGUAGAUUAAAUUUUUAGUUGACAAAUGAGUUUGUGCCGAGAAAUUGACAACAAAAUUCUGUUUGAAAUGAACUUACGUGUCCCCUCGAGCCCCAAAACUCACCUCUGGGACAGACGAUGAAAUAGAAAAAAACUUAGACUCGUUCAAGCUUUAUUAACAGUUUAAUCGCACACUCAUAAUACACAUACAUAGGAGGAAGUCACUGCUCUAUGAAUGCGGUAAUUUCCAAGAGUUCGGUGAGACCUAAUCACUUCUAAUCGAUAAAAAUAAACAUCGCAAUGUUUCGAGUGAAAAAAAUUCACCUAAACCUAGUCCACUGAAUUAGCGAAGAAACUAUCAGUCAACUCGCCUAGAAUUUUCGAUAUAAAAACAAAUGUAACGAAAAAAUAAACGAUUAACAUCCAUAAAACGAUAUGCGUCAUUGUACCAUAACUCGUCUGUUACAAAAUUCAUUUUAUCAAGAAUCUUAAACAGAAAGCGUUUGUUCGAUUAUGAUGCGUCAUAUUUCGAGUAGUCAUAGAAACGCAAUCCCCCUGACUUCGAUACUCCAUUGAGACGUUAACGAGACUCGUUGCUCUGUCGAGAGAACAAAAACCCCGAUAAAAACGUUCAAGUAAAACAAUUGAUGCAGAAGCCGACGUAAAACCAAUUUGCAGUGAUGGAGCGCAGGGAGCAAAGGGUUGAAAUGGGGGUGGGUUCCUUUCACAAUCCACCGCGUGCACAGUACAGCGAGGAGACGCGGAACCUCAUAAAAAUGCUGAUGGAGGAGUCCAAAUUAUCGAUGAUGCAGAGGAAGUCGAUCCAGAGUGCUGUCGACAGGGGCGAGCCCCUUCCAACACCCACAACUAUUGCCUCCAAGGAUAACGGAAAACAGAUUACUUAUCCCUGUUAUUGGAAGAAGAGGUCGCAGGAGGCUAUUGUCAACAGUGGAGCGUACGAACGAGAGCAAUACCGGAGAACUACUCCUUUAUUGAAUAAAGAUAAGCAGAAGAGACACCUGGCCUGCAUGAUGGCCUACGGAAAGGACUUGCCGGAAACACCGCACGGGCCUAUGCUGCGCCACCGCCCAAGAAGAGAGCCUGAGAUUCCUGAAGAUAUCGAUCCCCUCGACGAUCUUGUCCAAGGAAUACGAGAGCGCAUGGACUUUCUCCAGGAGAUGGAGUCCCUGGGGCUCAGUAAAAAAUACCGUCCGAUAAUUCAGCAAGAGAUUGCCCAGAAAAUUCGCAUGAUCGACGCAAUGGAUAAAAAGAAAUCAGCAGAGGUUGAGAUGGAGUUCGAGGGAUUGAAAUACGAGAGACCACCGCCUAAACCGUUUCCAAUUGGGGAAUUGGAUGACGAGUGAAUUUUUUGUAAUGAUGAUGACAAAAACUAACGAA